UCAAUAAUCCGAGAGAAAUCAAUAACUAACACUUCUAAACAGCGGAAAAAACAAAAAAUGUGCAGUCUGGAGAAGCGUGGUAACCUAUGGAUUCUAACUCUCAACGGUGACGAUGAAAACCGUCUCAAUCCAACCCUAAUCGAUUCCCUUCUCUCAACCCUAACAAAUCUCUCUUCUCAAUCCACUCCUGGUUCCGUCCUCAUUACAACAGCCAAAGGCAAAUUCUUCUCCAACGGCUUCGACUUACAAUGGGCACGUGCCGCCGACUCCAAAUCCGCCGCUAUGGAUCGCCUUCAAUUCAUGGUCGAUUCUCUCAAGCCAGUUGCUGCCGCUUUCUUAUCGCUUCCUAUGCCGACUAUCGCCGCCGUCAACGGCCACGCAUCCGCCGCCGGAUUCAUGCUUGCGAUUUUCCAUGAUUAUGUUUUGAUGAGGAGUGAUCGAGGUGUGUUGUAUAUGCCGGAGGUGAACCUCGGGUUGCCGUUGCCGGAUUACUUCGCCGCCGUGAUGAGAGAGAAGAUUAAGUCGCCAGUGGUGCUGCGGGAUGUGUUGCUUGGUGGCGUGAAAAUUAAGGGGAAUGAGGCGGUUAAGAUUGGGAUUGUGGAUUCGGCGCAUGAUAGUGUGGAGAGUACUGUAGAGGCUGCUGUGCGCUUGGGGGAACAGUUGGCACGGAAGAAGUGGAUGGGUGAAGUGUAUGCAGAGAUAAGAAAGAGUUUGUAUCCUGAAGCGUGUGAUGUUUUGGGUUUGACUCUUAAACCAAUCAUAUCCAAGAUCUGAAUUGAAUUUAUUACUACAAAUUUUCUGUUGUAUUCAGGAUUUCAAAUUUAAUAAGAUUCUUUAAGAUUAUAUUUCAAUGCAUGUGAGCUUGCAUAUAUUGUGUUAUUGUUUAAGAUUAUACUCACAAUGAGUUUGUUAGGAUUAAAGUUUGCAAUUGUGAUUUUGCCUAAAAGUACAUUUUUAAACUCAAUAAAAUUAUUGUGUUACCGUGAUUGUUA
Cicer arietinum (chickpea) is the source of this 992-nucleotide messenger RNA. RefSeq names its product enoyl-CoA delta isomerase 2, peroxisomal-like. Gene Ontology annotation, biological process: fatty acid beta-oxidation. Gene Ontology annotation, molecular function: delta(3)-delta(2)-enoyl-CoA isomerase activity. Gene Ontology annotation, cellular component: peroxisome. The record is from RefSeq and is a predicted model, not a curated record. Lineage: Eukaryota; Viridiplantae; Streptophyta; Magnoliopsida; Fabales; Fabaceae.